CCUCUGCUUGCUGUAUACCUGUUCGCUUCGGUUUGCCGACGGUAUUCGCAAGGAUGGAACUUCGUCUUACCUGGAUUCUACUCAUAGUAGCGGCUGUGAAUGGAGAUGGCGGAGUCGUCUACAGGGAUUUCCCCUUUUCCCCGUAUUUCCCUGCCUCCCCCGCCUUCGUCAGGCACGUCCCGUUUCCCUUCUAUGGGCAUCCCUUUGGAUUCCAAUACGCAGUACAGGAGGACCCCGUAGUAAGCGUGGAGGAGAGUCCAGUGGUAACCGUGGAGGAGAGUCCAGUGGUAACCGUGGAGGAGAAUCCAGUGGUAAGCGUUAAGGAGGAUGCAGUUGUCAGCGUGGAGGAGAAGCCAGUGGUGAGCGUGAAGGAGGUGAAGCCAGCCAUCCCAGUUGCAGUGGAGCCGUUUGAAUUCCCAGGCCACCCGUACACGUACGCCUACACGGGUCCCUAUGACCCUGCAGCGCCAGCGUUCAUCCCGGAGAGAAUUCCCUUCCCAACGUAUGCCCCGACCUACACGACCCAGUACCAUUCCCAGAAUGGCCUGGGCUACGUCUACGGCUACGCAGGAGGCCCAUCAGCGAAACACGAGGAGAAGACCCCAGACGGCGUCGUCCGCGGCUCCUACUCCUACCUCGACGGCAAUCACCAACUCCAACACGUCAGCUACGUCAGCACCCCCCAAGACGGUUUCCAGGUCGUCCAUGCCACCAACACCCCCGAGGCUCGUGUCCCAGUAGUUGCUGCCCCCAUCCUGAAAUUGGACACCCUCGAACCAGUCGAACAUAGGGAUGAGAAGGAAGUAGAUGCCAUCAGGCACAAACGAAGCGCUGAGCCCGGAAUCUUCAAGAAGAAGUUCAAGAAGAUCAAAUAUCGACCCGUUUACCGCAAGGUUCACUACAAGCCCGUCUAUCGUCGCCCAAUCUACGUCAAGCCUAAAUUCGUCAAGCCCAAGUUUUUCAAGAAGGUCUACAAGAAGAAGUUCUUCAAGGGCUGA
Messenger RNA from Darwinula stevensoni, 998 nucleotides. NCBI's taxonomy places the organism in Eukaryota, Metazoa, Arthropoda, Ostracoda, Podocopida, Darwinulidae. The record is from the annotation of a GenBank genome assembly.